AUGAACUCACUGGUUUUUUGGCAGCUGAUGCUUUUCCUCUGUGCCACCUCCUUCAGGGAGACAUUAGAAAAGGUGGCGCCCGCGGAGAAUCCUAGAUCCACAGGCCGGCGGCUCGGACCCCUGGCGCUCCUGGCCCCCUGGGCGCAGAGCCCGCGCCGCGCGGAGGGGAAGCCCGCCCUGGCCGGGCCGCGCCCUCGGGGGGCCUGGCUGUGCCCGCCUCCGGGGAGCUCCGCGGGGCCCCAGCGCCCGGGCCCGUGCACCCCCCGCAGCCGCCGGAUCCCCGCGCCCCGGGGUGCCGCGCCCGUGCAGCGGGAGAAGGCGCUGCCCGCCUACAACUGGAAUUCCUUCGGGCUGCGCUACGGCCGGCGGCGGGCGGCGCCCGGGACGCCGACGAGGGUCCGAGCGCGCGGGGCCGGGGCUGGGGGCAGGGCAGAGGGAGGACGACUGGAGUUUCUGUCCUGA
Messenger RNA from Diceros bicornis minor, 462 nucleotides. RefSeq names its product KiSS-1 metastasis suppressor (gene KISS1). Bases 1 to 462 code for a protein of 153 amino acids. The transcript has 3 exons. Gene Ontology annotation, biological process: G protein-coupled receptor signaling pathway; positive regulation of cytosolic calcium ion concentration. Lineage: Eukaryota; Metazoa; Chordata; Mammalia; Perissodactyla; Rhinocerotidae. The record is from RefSeq and is a predicted model, not a curated record. Gene Ontology annotation, molecular function: kisspeptin receptor binding. Gene Ontology annotation, cellular component: neuron projection.